GUUUUAUCUUGCAAUGGGUUCCUUAGUUUAAACAAAUAGGGAUUUGAUUACUAGCUACUUUAAGUAAUAGAAUAGAUCUAAUCAUGUUUUUGAUUUCAGUGAGAAAUUGUUUCAGUUAACACUUAAUUAAUGAUGUAUACUCGUCCUACUACACACAGAUAUUGGUACAAGGAGGCACCGAAUACAUAUGCACCACAAAAAUCUCACUUGAUAUGUAUGGGGCUGUGAUACUGCCCGGGUGCCCAACCCGAAGCAGGUGGUUUUCUUAGGGGACCACACCCGGAGCCUUCGAUCUGACGGUUUGAUCCACAAGGCAGUGGAGCAACGUAAGGAGAUGCAUUCCCAUGGUAGCCGGUGACCAACGAUUGGUUCAUACGCCAUUUGUUCCUUCAGGAUACUGGAGCCCAUGUAUACCGUUGGUUUGGAAUCAGGGUUUUCCAACUCCCCUGGGUGGACUCACCGUGUCCACCAACCCGGUUAAAGCGACGGACAUUCGCUUUUCGUCCUCUCAAUUUCGUAAACAACACCCCCGCCACGAGAAGACAGUGAGUGGAAAUUCCCUGGCAGAGGCUAUAUACACGUGGCCAUGUGAGAGCAUUUUGAGAGGUAGAGCGGACUCUACCCACUCUCGGCCGUACCAGGGCAUUUAGGGGCACCACACUGUGCGUUGAAGCAUUUGGGAUCUCUGAUUUUUUCUGCUGAACCGCUUGUUUAUUUCGGUUUCACUCACCACUACUGUCAGUAGGCUUAAACACACUCAAGUCAUACUUAAAGUACUGUAGUCGUACCAAAUUGGACUUGGAAACAAUUCGCACCUUUUAAAAAUGCAUAAUAUCUUGAAAAUCCCUUUUUACAAUUUUCUCGAUUGUACUACAAGUUAUAACUGCAUUCUAGUUUGUUUCAUUGUCUGAACUCUCUUAUAUGCUUGUUGUCCUACUCGUCGUUUAUUUAAAAUUGUGUGUACUGAAUUUGCGAAAUGCACAAUAUUUACAUCAGUACUUAAAAAGUUUUGUACUUCGGUUUCUCAGUGAGUCGUGAUUAUUGAAUGUAGUGAGAUUGAUUUUUGUUUCAUGAACGAGUAAGCCCGAUAACUAUCAACAGAUAGGUAUAGACAUUCAAUAAAUUUCGGUUACUCCUUUCAAAUUAAUGUAUUUACACUCAAGCAUUCUAGUUACAGUGUUUCUUUAUUUGCUUGAUUACAGUGCCACAUUCAGAGCUAGAAAAGUAUAAAAUCAGGUAGUGUGCAAAGUGUCAGCCAUAGCGGAAAUAGGUUAUUCGGCCAUACGUAAGAAAUUAUUUCCUCUCACCAUUAAGGUUUUAUUGAUAACCGGAAUUAGUUCUUAUUAUACCUAAAUUGUCGUUAUGCUCAUUCAAGUGUACAUCAAUCCGAUAGAAUUUUGACUUUGUCUCAAUCAAACCUGCCUGCUGUCCAUUGUGCAUCAGUGUACGUAUACUGGAAUUCAUGUACGCUAAUCACUCACACGGUUUCAAAAUCGCGAAAUUAAGUCUUGUCACAAAAUAAACAACUAAUUAAUACAUAAUUAAAAUAAAUAUGACACGAAACAAAGCUCAACUAACAUAAUCAGCAUUUAUGCGUUUCGCGAAAUGGAGUUUUUUAAAAACUUUACUCCUUAUGUAUUUGGCAUUAAUUCCGUAUGAUCUGUAUUACUUUGAUAACGCCAAACUAUGAAGUAAGUGAUUACCUGCGGAGUUCACCUUCGAAAACUCAAUUUAGAGGUCAAGAUUUGAAGCUAAAUUUCCAUAACAUUCGUCUACCGACGUAAGUUUGUAUCUGUAAUUCAUCGAUUCAGGAUGCUAGGACUUUCACAAUUGUUCAUUAAAAUUCAGUGUUUUGGAACUCUUAGUGAGGAACAUAGUGAGUUCGCCAGUUCUGUUCACUCGUAGUUAACCUAUAUUCUCUACUUCGUGUUGUACAUUCACAAAACUUUACUGUAAACAUUGGAUAAAUUUCUCUUAGAUAAUUCGGCAGUAUAUAGGGACAUAGUUUGUCAGUAAUAUCGUUUCUAUUGGUGGAGUUCUGCAUCAAAAAACCGACAAGGCCCACCUUUGCUUCCACGAGUUAGUCGGAAAACAGGCGUUUGUUAGCAUACUGUUAAUCAGAGCAUCCAAUGGUGUACCUAAGCGUCCGGUCUUUGUCAUGUAUUACAAAUAUUAACCAAACCAUACAUAUUUGGCGCCAUUUUAAAAAAUGAGGUUUAUGAUUCCGAAGUUAAAAAAAUGUUAAAAAGCUAACUGUUAAGUGUCAUUUCACUUAUAACAUUCAUUUUAACAACUUGGGCUCUAUGUUUGGAACUCUAUAUUAUAUUUUGCGAUGGUGUUUUGUUUCAAAUUUUAAUAUUAUGAAAAUUGAUGGGUUCGCUAAUUUAACUAAACGUGUAAAAACGGGCUUAUAGGCUAACAAAGGAAGUAACAGCUGCACGUGAAGCUUUGGCUACAUUAAAACCACAAGCUGGUAUAAUACAACCAUCUCAGAUGAAUGUACAAAAUAUUAACACAACUCAUCAACCUCCUGCUGGCACAGCUCCAACUGUUCCUCCAUCCUUAGACACAAGUGACAACUCAAGUACUGUAGAUUCAAACCAGCUGCAAGAAGAGAUUGGUAUAAGCGAAGAUGUUAUCAACACUCUACAAGAACGGGCUAGUCAGCUUACAGCAGAGCGAAAACGACGUGGAAAAACAGUACCAGAAGGAUUGGCUAGAUCUAGAGCUAUUUCUGAAUACCAGCAACUCGCUAAUCAUGUAGGCCUUCAUUCUGCUAGCAUGCCUGGGAUUAAUUGUCUUGACAUCAGCAAGACAUCUCCUGAAAGAAUUGUAACAGGGGGUAACGACAAAACUGCUGUUGUAUUUGAUCUUUCUACAUCACAAGUCAUAUCCAUUCUCAAAGGACAUAACAAAAAGGUUACACAGGUUGUUUAUCAUCCGUCUGAAGAAUUAGUGUUCACAGGUUCGCCUGACACAACUUUGAGAGUAUGGGGUGUCGAACAAGGUCAAUGCGCAAGUAUAAUUCGUGCACACAAGGGACCUGUAACUGGUCUAAGUAUUCAUGCGACUGGGGAUUAUUUGCUUUCAUGCAGCUCAGACGGUCAAUGGGCAUUCAGUGAUUUGCGACAUGGACGCGUUUUGGUUAGAAUUUCCGCCGUGGAUAAAUCUGGCAGUAUCCAAGAUUUUUAACAUACUUUUAUAACUAUUUAUACCACUGAGGAUUAACAAUACCAAAAUUCAAUGCAUAAAAGUACGUUAUCGUCAAUGUGAUCGUGUUUGUCAGUCAAGAAUGAAAACACUUUUAAACUCAUGUAAGAAUGGAUAUCUAGCCCCAUUGCAUUCGAAUUCAAUGGAUCUUAGAUUUCAUUUGUUUUAUAUCAAUUUUAAAUGAAUGGGAUUUUCUGUCUCUUUCUUAGUUUUGCACAGAUGAUCCGUAAUUGGUGUAUAAUUUGAUUUACACGUGAAAGUGCUUUUGUAAGCUGUCCCAUUUAUGAUUAUUAUCAAUCUUAUUAUCAUUAUUUUGGUUCUAGAUAAUUCUGUGUAAUUUAUACUAGUCCCUUGGAGCAAUGAUUAUUACGAAUAUUGUAUGAAAAUGUCUUAUUUAGAGAACACGUGUUAUGCGGCUCUUUUGUAUUGGGUAGUUCCGAAGUUUCACUUUUUUCAGUUUAAUUAUAAUGAAAAAAUUACUUUGCGUGUUUCACUAUUCUAAUGACUUCAUUGUCAAUUGUGAUUUUUGUUAUCUUUAAUUGUUCAAGAUUAUGGUGUAAAUUUGCUAUGUUCGAAGAAUUAAGGUAUCAUCUAGGACCGGCGAACGGAACGAAAGUCAGCAACACAACAACGGGACAAGCUAAUGUAUUCCUCUCCAUCCUAACCCUGCUAACUAGGGGAAGAAGGCCAGAUUCAUAAACAGCUUGGAAGAGUGAACAAACAAGCACUCAACUUAUGCAUAUAUAUAUAAAAUACAAGAAUGUCCUUGAAAAACGUCACAUGAUAGCGUACUAAAGGCGGAAACGAGCCAAAGGCAUUCAAGAUCAUUCUAGGUGGGAAACACCACGUGAAGGUUAAAAUAGGCGCUUUUGACACGAAAAUGGGAAAUUGAAAUUUCCAUAACUAAAUUACAAGAAUGAGUAGUUUACCAAGUGAAUUUUGGGGAUCUAGUAUCCGUGACAAAGUUAUACUUCAUUCAUUUCAAAUAAUCUGUCUACCUUUUGUAGAUAUUUCUGUAUAAAUUUCCACCGAAUUCACAACUAAAUGUAAUAUUGUUUAGGUAUUCAAGUUACACGUGUUGCUAAUUUCAAGUGAAAUCGUGAGCAAUAGUUUAUCUCAGAUCUUUAUGAAAGUGUAUUGUGAACUUGAAAUCUACGUCGAUAAUUACUUUUCGUGUUAUUGCUUUUAGACCAAUUAUAUAUAGUUAUUUACUUAGUCCAUAUUUCUGAAUAUGUGUUCUCGAAAGUUUUACCACCGAAAUGAAAGCAGCCGCAAUUAAACCAUUUGGCUCGGAAAACUGAAAUACACCAAAAUCAUUCAUUUAAGUUUCAAAUCGUCUCCAUUAUUUCAGUUUGUAUUGUGAUCCUUAGUAGUUACAAUAAGUAAAAUAUUUAGUAUUAUAGCACUUCAGUUUUUUUAAUGAUGAUUUUAGCACUUACUUGCGCCCAGUUUCAUCCAGAUGGUCUUAUUCUUGGGACUGGUACUGCUGAUGGGGAGGUGAAAAUCUGGGAUGUUAAGGAACGGCGCAACGUUGCGAAUUUCGCACAUGGUUCAGGUACUAAUCAACUAGUUACAGCUGUCGCUUUUUCGGAAAAUGGAUAUUAUCUGGCUACAAGUGGUGGCGAUAGUCAAGUGAAGCUCUGGGAUCUGCGGAAAUUAAAGAACUUUAAAACUUUGGUAGGUGAUUUGUUGUCCUUUUCGAACAUAUGUACUCUUGCAACCGUGUAUGCUAUUUCAAGUCACUAUAGUGGUCUCUUAUCGUUUUAUCGAUGAAGACUGAUCUCAUAACAUCUGUCCAUCAAUAGGUCUGUAGUAGUUUUGCUUCGUUAAUCGAUCACCUCGAUAACCGUUAUGAUAUAAACCUCAAGGCAAAGCAAGGACUAAUAAUAGGAUUUGAGUACAUACAUAUAUGGGGAGGAGGAUGAAUGAUCGAGUGAUAUUUAAGCAGUCAACAUUUUAGCUAGAGUGUGAUCUAGUGAUCAUAACGGUACAAAGAAAUAUGCGAAUUGUUACUGUUCAAAUAACAUUGUCUGUUAAGUAAGUUAAUAAGAGGGCUUAACUAAGACUAACCGUAAUCGAAAUUGGUUGUAGGAUAGUUGCUACAGUUCUUCUAUUGGUGAUUGGUGAAUUACAUCUAGGCCUCUAGUAAAGUAUGUCCUAUAUCCUGUUUCUUGAAUUUACAUUCUCUACUUCAUUUAAUCCGUGUUUCCAAAGAAUAGUGUUCUUUCAUCGAGGAAUUUGAAAUUCUGUGUAUUAAAACUUGAAUUCAGUAUAAAAUACAACAAAUACACUAGGUAUGAUGGAGAAAACGUUUAAAAACUUUCUGUAUCGCCUAACUAUCGUUGUAGUUUUAUCCGUCCCAUAGUUCAUCAGCGAUUGUAGUUCUUCGUCUUCAAAUGUAGACCAUUUAUUCAUUUGGAAAAGAAGCUUAACACUGAAGUGGAGAAAUCUGAGGAUUUUAAUCCAUGGAAACUUGCUGUUCACAUAAACGCACUAUUUUUACUAGCUGUAAUCAAAAGUCGUCAAUACACACAACUACAGUUGGUAAUCAACUGAUUCACAUUGUUUCAUUUAUUCAGAAUAAAAUGACGUUCUUAUAUUCUUUGUAAGAUUGUCAUUUUCUGUAUAAUGGUCCAUUCUUCUUAAUAUAUUAGUGGUGUUUUAUUUAAUAUUGUGGAUAUUUACAUAGGUCUUAUUGUUAUAGGUUUUUUGCUCAGGUUGCCUUUUGAUUUUAGUUAAGCACAAUUAAAUGCAAUUUAAACGAUAUAGUUCACACUAUUUCAUAAUGUUGUAUCUGAGGUUCAAAAGUGUACAUUAAUUUAUUGUAGAUUCCUGGUGAAGAUCAGCCAUCCUACGAAAUAUGCGAUGUGGAAUUCGACCAGUCUGGUUCAUAUCUUGCUGUUUCUGGUACUGAUGUACGUGUGUAUUUGUGCAAACAGUGGGAUCAGUUAGUUUCGUUCAAUGCACAUACAGCUCCAGCAACUGGAGUUCGUUUUGGUGAGAAUGCAACUACGGUUAUUUCAGCCAGUCGUGAUCGUUCAGUAAAAGUAUUUGGUACAUAAAUUACUCGUGAUUUUGCUCGCAGUUAUCAUAUUUUGUUCUGCGUUGUUUUGUUGUAUAUCAACACCACAAAUAUUCUUGUCAUUGUAUUAUGUCUUUAUAAAAUAUAUAUAUGUAUUUGCAUUUUAUGCUUUUUUAGUUCUAGUAAUUGUGAUUAUAAAU
Schistosoma haematobium is the source of this 6432-nucleotide messenger RNA. Its product is annotated as Pre-mRNA-processing factor 19. Gene Ontology annotation, cellular component: Prp19 complex; U2-type catalytic step 1 spliceosome; cytoplasm. The record is from RefSeq and is a predicted model, not a curated record. The transcript has 4 exons. Gene Ontology annotation, molecular function: protein binding; ubiquitin protein ligase activity. Bases 2494 to 3192 code for a protein of 232 amino acids. Gene Ontology annotation, biological process: protein ubiquitination; mRNA splicing, via spliceosome; DNA repair. Lineage: Eukaryota; Metazoa; Platyhelminthes; Trematoda; Strigeidida; Schistosomatidae.